AUGUCAAAGAAAGAGCGCCGUCGUGCAUUUUUCGACGUGACCAUCGACGGUCGUUUAUCUGGUCGUAUCGUAAUGGAACUCUUCAAUGAUGCAGCACCUCGAACAACGCAUAAUUUCCUGAUGUUGUGCACUGGAAUGGCGGGCGUUAGUAAGACAAGCAAUGUGCCACUUCAUUACAAAGGCUCUACAUUCCAUCGUAUCAUCAAAAAUUUCAUGAUUCAGGGCGGUGAUUUUACGAAAGGUGAUGGCACAGGUGGAGAGUCAGUCUAUGGUGGUAUGUUCGAUGAUGAAGAGUUUGUUCACAAGCAUUCCGAACCAUAUUUAUUAUCGAUGGCCAAUAAAGGUCCGAACACCAACGGGUCGCAGUUCUUCAUUACCACGCAACCCGCACCUCAUCUGGAUGGUAUUCAUGUUGUCUUUGGAAAGGUGGUAUCUGGUAAGGAAGUGGUGAAUGAAAUUGAACAUUUGAAAACGAAUGCGAAAAAUAGACCGUUGGCUGAUGUGGUCAUAUUGAAUUGUGGUGAACUGAUACGUAAAACGAAAAGACGCCAUUCUGCAUCCGAGUCCGAUGCAUCUGGAAGUUCAUCGUCAUCGUCAGAAUCCUCUUCGUCACAAAAAUCAGAUGAGAAGUCGAAGAAGAAAAAACAUAAGAAGAAAAAGCACAAGGUCAAGAAAUCAAAAAGUGAAUCCGCCACAGUGGAUCAACUGGAGAUUGGUGAUUCAAGUGCAGCAGCUCACCCUCAAGAACCAAUAUCCACAGUGAAGGCUGAAGAAGUACCGAAAGAUCCGGAACAUCACAAUCAGUAUUUAAUGAGACGGUCGGUUAAUCUUUUGGUUUUUGUGUUCUCCUGCUCAAGAACACCGGAAGAGAAACGUAAAGAAAAAGAGAAGUUGAAGGAAAAGGAACGUAAAAAACGCGGCGAAUCUCCGUCGCGUCUGUCUGCGUCAGCAACGAAUUCUCGCUCAAGACGCGAAGCUUUUGAUUCACGUCGUCUCAAACAUCGUCUGCGUUUGACUCGUACCGGUCAUAAAAUUAAGGGUAGAGGAGCACUGAGAUUCCGUACACCCGAAGGUAGUGAUCGUGAGCGGAGUCGCACACCACCUCACUGGAGACGGGAACAGAAUCGUGUCAUAUCGCUGGAUGAAUUGCAUCGUCGCCAAGAACAAAACGAAUCGGGAGAGCAGCAACUCGUCAAAGACGAUAUGGAUGAGCAUGAGAAGGAGAAUAAAGAGGACAAGGAAAAACGAGCGAAGAGACGAGAAAACGAGAGAGAGCGAGAGCCGAAGCGACGACGGGAUGAGUCGGAGAAGGGAACGAGAGAACGUGAUGAAGAGCAAAGUAGUCGAAGACGUUCAGAACGAGAGAGUAUCAAUGAAAAGGAGCGACGGGAGAGGGCGCGUGAGUCGCAUCGUCAUUAUUCGGAGCACAAAAGUCGGUCGGAUGCGGUUGAAGAUCGUUCGAAGCGAGGGAAGGAUGAUUCACGAAAAGAUGAGGCAAAGGAACAGAAGAGAGAGCGCGAGCAUUUGAGAGACGAAGAACAGAAAGUGGAGGUGGAGAAGGAGAAUAAAAAAGAGGUCUUCAAUGAAUUGAAUGUUGAAAAGGACAACGAGAAAACGAAACAGGAAGAUACCAAAAAGAGUGUUAAGAAGAUGCUGACGACGAGAAAAGCGAACGAAAACAGUGAGGAGGUGGAUGAGCUGAAAAUGGGAGACUCAGACGAAGAGGUUGUGCUCGAUGAGGGUCAGAAUGAAGAGGUUGAAGUACGAGAAACGAAGACCAAAGAUAAGCCAGAAGGAAGAACAGCGGAAACAAAAGAGAACGAGAAAAAUCAGCACGAAACGCAGCCAAACAAAUCAGAGGAUCACGCAAAACACAAACGAUCGGAAUCUCAUCCCUCGGAGCCCAGAAAAUCGCGUCGAGUUUCUGAGUCGUCUUCUAAGGCGCCAUCUGGAUCACAAGUCGAAGAACAUGUGGAGCACAAGAAAGGUGUAGAGAAAGAGACGGAAAAAGUGAUGAAAGAACCGGAAGAGGAAGGUCCCAAAGAGAUGAAACAGUUGGAAAAAAUAGCAGAAAAAGAAGAGAAAAUAGUGAAUGAAGAAAAACAAGACAAAGAUGCGAAGCGAGAUGAAACUAAGAAAUCAGCGGAUGGUGUUGAGAAGCAGGAUAAAAAGGAGAAGGAGGACGACACGAAAACGGUGGAAAAGAAGGAGAGUGAUGAGAAGAAAGAGCGUGUUAGUCGCAGAGAACGGAGCAGAAGUGCUGGUAGAAAGAGGAGUGAAGUUGAGGAGAGUGGUAGAAGACGAGAGCGUAGAACAAGUGAGCACAGAAGCCGAGGACGAAGGAGUAGAACCAGAAGUGCGAGAAGAUCGAGGUCUAGGUCUAAGGAUCGUCGUAGAAGAGAUCGAGAGAGAGGAAGAGAUUGGAGAGAUCGUGGACGUGACAGGAGUAGAGAACGAGAGCGUCGAAGAAGAGAUUCGUACAGACGUGAUAGAGACAGAGAUAGUAGGAGUGAUCGCAAGAGACAUCGUUCGACGUCAAGUUCUUCGUCGUCGACAUCGAGUAGCGAUCGUUCAGACCGAAGGCGCAGUCGUAGUAGCAGCAGUAGUACUGAUCGUAAUAAAUCAAAUAAGCGUAGUUCGCGAAAUAAAUCCGCUGAUAGCACAUCAUCAUCGUCUUCGAGUCGUUCUUCAAAAUCAUCAUCGCGUUCUUCGGAUAAAUCCUCAUAA
Messenger RNA from Anisakis simplex (herring worm), 2727 nucleotides. NCBI's taxonomy places the organism in Eukaryota, Metazoa, Nematoda, Chromadorea, Rhabditida, Anisakidae. The record is from the annotation of a GenBank genome assembly.